Molecule: messenger RNA, 324 nt
Organism: Gongylonema pulchrum
Lineage: Eukaryota; Metazoa; Nematoda; Chromadorea; Rhabditida; Gongylonematidae
Source: the annotation of a GenBank genome assembly
AUGAUGCUGUGGUGGAGUGAAUCGCUGAAUGAUUUGUAUGAAGCUUGGGAAUAUACGGUUUACAAAUUUUAUCAGUAUGUUGUGAUGCUAACAGUACUGAUUGCGUACAUGUCGAUACUGAUACUCAGAUACUACCAAGAAAUUCCGGUGUAUCGAAAAUUGCCAGAAUCAAGAAGGCAGAGAUCUGGGUCUGUUGAGCUCAUCACAAGCCCGUUCAGCAACGGCAGAGGCUUUAGAAAAGCUAACUGUCCAUUUGGAAGGAAUGCAGCAAUGAAUUAUGUUGAUCGCCGUCGACAGGUUUGUCAAAUCCAGAAGUCAGCUUAG